Penicillium diatomitis is the source of this 867-nucleotide messenger RNA. Its product is annotated as formyltetrahydrofolate deformylase. Gene Ontology annotation, molecular function: formyltetrahydrofolate deformylase activity. NCBI's taxonomy places the organism in Eukaryota, Fungi, Ascomycota, Eurotiomycetes, Eurotiales, Aspergillaceae. The coding region runs from base 1 to 867 and encodes 288 amino acids. Gene Ontology annotation, biological process: 'de novo' IMP biosynthetic process. The transcript has a single exon. The record is from RefSeq and is a predicted model, not a curated record.
AUGGCUCCCUCCAGCUUCAUCCUGACUCUGUCGGGCCCCGAUCGCCCCGGUAUCGUCCACGCCGUGACGGCCUUCCUGGUCCAACACAACCUGAACAUUGUCGAUUCCUCCCAGUUUGGGGACUUGACUUCCAAGCGCUUCUUCAUGCGCGUGCAAUUCGUCCCCGCAGUCGCGACCGACGAGGUGCCUGAACUGGAGAAGCUUUGCGCGGCCUUUGAACCCACCGCUCAGUCCUUCUCGAUGGAGUUUGAGAUUCACCCCACCGCCCAGAAGCCUCGCGUGAUGAUUAUGGUCUCCAAGAUUGGCCACUGCCUGAACGACCUGCUCUUCCGCCAGUCCACCGGCCAGCUCAACAUUGAGGUCCCCCUCAUUGUUUCCAACCACCCCGACUUUGCCGCUCUGGCCGCCACCUACAACAUUCCCUUCCUUCACCUGCCCGUCACGGCCGACACCAAGGCCCAGCAGGAGACCCGGGUCCUGGAGCUUGUCCAGGAAUAUAAGAUCGAUCUGAUCGUCCUGGCCCGCUACAUGCAGGUCCUGUCGCCUAAGCUCUGCGAGGCUAUGUCCGGACGCAUCAUCAACAUCCACCACAGUUUCUUGCCCUCCUUCAAGGGAGCCAAGCCCUACCACCAGGCCUAUGACCGUGGUGUGAAGAUCAUCGGUGCCACCGCCCACUUUGUCACCAGUGACUUGGACGAGGGUCCCAUUAUCGAACAGAACGUGGUGCGCGUGAACCACAGCAUGAGCCCCAAGGAGCUCACCCACGCCGGUAGCAACGUCGAGAGCAACGUGCUUGCGACCGCCGUCAAAUAUGUGACGGAGCGCCGUGUGUUGCUGAACGGCCACAAGACCGUUGUGUUCAAUUAG